Messenger RNA from Ceratosolen solmsi marchali, 1254 nucleotides. RefSeq names its product myofilin (gene Mf). The record is from RefSeq and is a predicted model, not a curated record. Bases 141 to 959 code for a protein of 272 amino acids. The transcript has 8 exons. Lineage: Eukaryota; Metazoa; Arthropoda; Insecta; Hymenoptera; Agaonidae.
AUUCGUGCUUGUGUGCUUGUGCGUGUGAGGCGCUGCCCGGCCGUUUGUCUUUUACCAUUGGAAAGGGACUGAGGAAAAGCCCGACCGUCCGUCCCAAAGCUUUGCGAACGAACAUAGUAGCAGUUCAAUAAAGCGGCAAGAUGGAUGCACGAUUCAGAAGCAACCUCGAAAUGAUCGGACGUAACGAACCGAUUACAAAAAAAGCAAAGUUUUGGCAAAGCUACGUUCGUGCUCUUAAAGGCACCGAUGAUAUGAGAGCACCCGAUUACGUUCAUAAACCUCGCAGUAUUUUCCGAACGGAUUAUCCAGAUUUACACACCUCAUGGAAUCCUUUUGGAAAGUCCAUCUACGAUGAUCCAUCUCAUGCUGCUGAGCGCAUUCACUCCCCUGGAUACAGGUACCUGCCAAUGCACCGCGAAAUCUACGGAUAUACGCCAAGGCAGAUCUACCCCCACCAAUACAAACCAAUCGAACGCUUCGUCCCCGCAAGACCCUUCGAUGCAGACAAGGCAUGGAACGAUCAUCUGGAUCGUCUUGGUAACAUUGACAGAACGUACCCACACUAUAGCCCAGUAUCUCGUUACUCUCAUCCAUUAUCUUUGUCUUCAAAACCGGUCUUCGAUAUUCACGGCAACGUUCUAUCCGACCUCCUGCCACGAAUUCCAACGUCGCUGCUGUCGGGCGUUCGACCCCUCCUAGACCUACUCAAUCCCUCCCCCUACAGACCAAUCAGCUCCUUCACUAGGGAUCCUUCAUGGUACCCGAGCUUCGCCCCCUACAUCCCUUACUACGCUCAACGGAGGGAGCCCUUCUUCCUGAGGGACAGCUACCUGAGCCCGAUUAAGCGCAGAUAUCUUUGGAGCAGACAUCCGCUCAGGUCUUUCGGAUCUUCUUAUUACUAUUAUUCGCAGCCUGUUCCAAUCUUUCACUUUACGAGCCCUUGGUACAAUCAUCAUUGAAAAUUGAACCCGAUAUUACUACUAGAAAUUCUGCGUCGUCCUACAUCGGAACACGUAAACACGUAAACAUAAAAACAAAAUUAAUGAUUGACAAUUGUCACUACUCCAAAAAUCAAAAAUACUAAGUUUACAGAAGAAGAAAUCUGAUGUAAUGAAAUAAAAAAAAAAAAAAAAAAAAAAAAAAAAAAAAAAAAUCACUCGAUAACACAAAAAAAACAUUUUCUUUCCUCACAGUACAGUUUCGUAAACGGAAUUUUAUUUAUUAACAUUGAUCGUCAUGUAAAUACUGUGCGCA